Molecule: messenger RNA, 2924 nt
Organism: Diorhabda carinulata
Lineage: Eukaryota; Metazoa; Arthropoda; Insecta; Coleoptera; Chrysomelidae
Product: glutamyl aminopeptidase-like
Exons: 14
Coding region: 69-2882 (937 amino acids)
Biological process (GO): proteolysis; peptide catabolic process
Cellular component (GO): cytoplasm
Molecular function (GO): zinc ion binding; peptide binding; metalloaminopeptidase activity
Source: RefSeq, a predicted model, not a curated record
AUUGAUGGAUCACUUUAUUAUUACCUGAACUUUUUAUUAGAUGUGGUUAUUUUUGAAAAGUUCAGAAUAUGUUCAUUCCAGGAGUUAUAUUUCUUCUAACAUCAACAACUCUAGCAAAUCCUGUAUUUGAAAUUAUAGCCGAUGAUAAUAAUGAAGACGAAUAUGCCGGUUACAGAUUACCAUCCCACCAAAAUCCCAGUAAUUAUAAUUUAAUUAUAACUUUGAAUAAGGAAUUAUUUGACGGCACCAAUGUUCAGUUCAACGGUACUAUUGAAAUAACAUUUAGUGUCGAUAAAGAAGUUGAUUACGUACAAUUACACGCACCAAUGCAAAUUGACGAAAUAGAAAUUACUCCUGGAGAUUUAAAAGUGACUGAGACUACUUUGAAUGCAACCACAUCAAUUUUAACUAUACUUCUAAGUGAUUUUUUAUCCGCAAAUAUUGACUAUACAAUGAAAAUAGCUUACACUAACAACAUAGAAGAGAAAUCAAUGUUGGGACUAUAUAGAAGUAGCUAUGUGGAUGAGGAUGAUGUAACUCAUUACUUGUUGACGACACAAUUUGAACCUGUACAUGCUAGGCAAGCUUUUCCUUGCUUCGAUGAACCGAGUUACAAAGCGACUUUCACUAUUAGUUUGCUUUAUCCUAAGGAUCAAGGAUUGAAUGCUAUUGGUAAUACUCCUAUAGAUGGAAAACCAAUAAUUGAGAAUGACUAUGAAAGGGUAAUUUUUGAGGAAACCCCAAAGAUGUCGACUUACUUAAUAGCUUUCAUAGUUUCAAAAUACACUUGUACGCAAUCUCAGAAAAUAGAGCAAAGUUUACAACACUUAAUAUGCUCAAGACCCGAAUCGGAAACGACGAGAAUCUUAGCUUCCGAUUAUAGUACAAAAAUUCUCGAGGCACUUGGAACAUUCAUGGAUAUCAAGUAUUCUACAAUGUUGGUAAAAAAAAUGACACAAGCAGCGAUACCAGAUUUCAAUGCAGGAGCUAUGGAAAACUGGGGAUUGGUCACGUAUAGGGAGAGUUCGCUUUUGUAUGAUCGAGAUGAAUCUUCUGAUAUGUAUAAACAGGGCAUUUUGUUAACAAUUGCACAUGAAUUCACUCACCAAUGGUUUGGAGACUACGUGACGUGUGAUUGGUGGGACAACAUUUUUCUAAAUGAGGGAUUCGCCACAUAUUUCGAAUUCUUCAUUCUUUCACGCAUGGACAAUCUACUUACUAUGGAAACGGACAAACAAUUUAUUACAGGCACGCAGCAAUUGGCUUUACAGGAAGAUGGAACUGGCAAUUAUAAAGAAAUAACUGCCAAAGCAUCUUCUCCAGCAGAAAUAGCUGCGAAAUUUGAUAUAAUAGCUUAUAAUAAAGCUGGUAGUAUAAUUAGAAUGAUCGAGAACAUUAUAACAACUGAAAAGUUCCAAACUGCAAUGCAUAAUUAUCUUCAAUCCAAUGCUUUCUCUACUGCAUCACCAAAGGAUCUUCUAAGUGCCCUAGAAGAACAAGCACCUGUGUCAAAUUUACCAAGUGGUAUCACCUUCUCUGAAGUUAUGGAUAAUUGGUUCAAUAAACCAGGAUAUCCAUUAGUGACUGUAAGCUACGAUGGGGAGAAUGUUGUACUAAAACAGGAUAAAUUUUUAUAUUUGGGAGCCGACUCAACAACAAAAUGGAACAUACCAAUUACUUAUACAUUGAGUACAGAUGAGAUCAAAUUUGAAAAUGUUGUUCCGACAGAUUGGUUGACCACGAGCAGUUUAACUAUACCGUCUCUAUUGAAAGACAAUAAAGCAUGGAUUAUUUUGAAUAAUCAAGAAAGCGCGUAUUACAGGGUUAAUUAUAAUAAAGAUCUCUGGGAUAGGAUAGCUGCAGCGCUUAUGAAUAAUCACACUGAAAUUCACGUUCUAAAUAGGGCUCAAAUAGCAGACGAUUGCCUUAGUAUAGCAAGAGCAGGAUUACUCAAAUAUUCAGAAGCUAUAACUAUUCUCAAAUAUCUUACCAAAGAAAUGGAUUAUUACCCUUGGUCAUCAGCUUUGAAUGGGUUGAUUUUCCUUGUAGACAAGGCUGGAGAAGAUUCCGAACUAGGAGUCAUGAUUAAGAAUAAAAUACUGGAGCUGAUGGAAGGGGUUUACAAAACUAUGAGCUUCGGUAAUGAUAAUAGCGAGCAUAUUUAUAUCAUAAAAAGGAAUUUAAUAUUAAGAAAUGCCUGUAGAUUUGGACACGCUGAUUGUUCUUCAAACUCUGUCUCGCUGUUUCAGUCAUGGAAAAAUAAUGGAAUCAAAGUGGACAGAAAUCUUAAGAGCGUAGUCUAUUGCAACGGUUUGAGAUACAGUAACAACCCAGAGGAAGAUUGGAAUUUCUUGUGGGAAAAGCACAACAGUACAAAACUUUCUUCAGAACUAGAUCUAAUUGAAGAGGCUCUAGGAUGUGCUAAGAAUAUGAAUAUAUUGAAAAAGUACUUAGACUUAUCGCUUGACGAAUCGUCUGGUAUCCGCAACCAAAAUAUCCAAUCUAUUUGGAAUGGGAUUGUUCUCAGAAAUUCUUGGGGGCUACAAGCUGUAUUGGAGUAUUUGGCAGAGAAGCAUGAAAAAAUAAGACUUUCUUACCCAGAAGUACCAAGUUUAUUGGGAACUAUAGCUAACAAAAUAAGUAAUAGUGAGCAGCUUGAACAGUUCAAACAAAUUAUCCAAUCUGACGGAAUUGAUGAAUCUUACAAAGCUAUUGGCCAGAAGUUAAUCGCAUCUACAAUUCUCAAUUUGGGAUGGUUGGAAUCAAACAAAGACGAUUUAACGAACUUUCUUUCAGAUUACCAGGCUAGUAAAUCUCCAAGAUUGGUAACUUUGUCACCUAUAUUCUUGAUUACUUUCACUUCACUAAAAUUAUUUAUUUAAAUUAUAUUGUAAUUAUUUGAACAAAAUAUAUAAAAUUUCAUA